This is a messenger RNA of Phycodurus eques (leafy seadragon), 1459 nucleotides long. Its product is annotated as complement C1q tumor necrosis factor-related protein 7. Gene Ontology annotation, molecular function: protein binding. Bases 125 to 970 code for a protein of 281 amino acids. The record is from RefSeq and is a predicted model, not a curated record. NCBI's taxonomy places the organism in Eukaryota, Metazoa, Chordata, Actinopteri, Syngnathiformes, Syngnathidae. The transcript is spliced from 3 exons.
UGAAAAUGAGUCGAGCCAUAAUCUUCUCAUUGUGAGAGUCGCGUCUGGCCUCUCCCGAGAGAAACGGGAGAGAGAGAACCCAUUCAUAAGUCAUACUGGAUAGAACAGAUAAACGGAUGUGAAGAUGUGGGCCUUGAUGGGAGCCGUGUGCCUGUGCCACUGCGUCGUCGGACAGCUGCCGAAAGGAGCGCCGCGUCUUCUCUGCAGCGUCCCCGGGGCGCCGGGACCGCCCGGCGAGCCCGGCCCGGCCGGGAGCCCCGGAUCGGACGGGAACGCGGGCGCCCCCGGAAGGGAUGGCAGAGAUGGCAGGUCGGGCGAGGAGGGGCACAAGGGCGACCCAGGUUUAAAGGGCAGGGUGGGGCCCACGGGUAAGAUCGGCGAGCGAGGCGAGCGGGGGCCAACGGGUAAACGAGGCCCCGUGGGGGAGAACGGACACGAAGGCCCGCCGGGCCCGCUCGGCCGCGACGGACAGAAAGGACAAAAGGGCCAACGCGGCGUUCGCGGGACGGCGGGGAAAUGCAAAUGCGGGAGCCUCACACCCAAGUCGGCCUUCUCCGUGGGCAUCACCAACAGCUACCCGACGGAGAACACCCCCAUUAAGUUCAACAAGGUCCUCCUCAAUGAGGGCGGCCAUUACAACCCUCAGACAGGCAAGUUCAUCUGCGCGUAUCCCGGCAUUUAUUACUUCUCCUACGACAUCACGCUGGCCAACAAACACUUGGCCAUCGCUCUGAUGCACAACGGACAGCAUCGCAUCAAAACCUUCGACGCCAACACGGGCAACCACGACGUGGCCUCCGGGUCCACGGUGAUGUUCCUCAAGCCCGAAGACGCCGUGUGGCUGGAAAUCUUUUACCACGACCAGAACGGUUUAUUUGCCGACCCGGGUUGGGCGGACAGCUUGUUCUCAGGCUUCUUGGUCUACGCCGACACCGACUACUUUGACACACUGGCAGACGACUACGCGUAAGGAAAACCGAGAAUCAAGCUGAGCUAACGAGCUAAUUACCGUGGCUUUGAUGGUUUUAUCGUGUCUGACAAACAGUUUUUCACUAUUACCGUAUUUCCUCAGUGGCCGCCCCUCCGUGUAUUUCACAAAUAAACAUCACCCUCAAAUUAGCUCACCCAUUUGAGCUCCUUUGCCAGCCAAAACAGCAGCGCCUACUGAGGCUCAUAAAAUGUGUGGAGUCCUGCCGCAUGUUGCAAAUGGGUUUCCUGGUGAAUUUCUCCAUAAUUGUAGUUAUUUAUUUAUUUUAAUUUGAAUUCAUUAUUUUUCACUUGGCAUCAAUUGACGCCUUCCCCGCCUGCAGUUGAGAAAAUCGAAACCCGCAGGCACGAUUUGCUCAAUUAAAGGAUGAUGCGAAGGUACGACAUCAAAUGACCCCCGAGGGAAUAUUUGGUUUAUUAUUUGUGAAAUGGCCCACUAAUAAGUUCAAUAAACAUUGCUGGGAGGAAAGUA